GCUCUUUGUGUUUGAGCCUGUAUCGCAAGGAUCGAGAGGGAACAGACGGCUUAUAACGAUUUUCGUUUCGGUUCUGUUUGAAUCAGGUCGGGCUCGUCUGUCCCGGGGCACCGGGAUUUGCUUGACAGUGAAGAAGGAAGGCGGCUCGAAGAGGCGGAGUCAAAGGAACCGUGAGAAGUUUGAACCUGUUUAAAGGCGACGCGCUGCUUUUAAUCAACCGGGAAAAGGCGGUGUAAAUCAAGCAAAGUAAUUACAGAUCCCGGCAUAGAAAACCAAAACAAGACAGGGUGAGGAGAGGAGACGCGACGACACGGUGGGACGAAAACCAACUUGAAAGGUGUACACAGAAAACGGCGGAAACGCUGUCAUGCCGCUCUGCUCAAAAGGAAAACAUCCGCUUCUCUACUACUACUGCAUCAAGUUUACCCUGAAUGUCUAUUCCAUAUUCUUCUGGUUGGUGGGUCUGGUGGUCUUGUGCAUUGGUAUCUAUGCUGAGAUUGAACGUCAGAAGAACACUACAGUUGAGGGACUUUUCCUGGCACCUGCUGUCAUCCUUAUCCUGCUUGGCAUCAUCAUGUUCAGUGUGUCACUUGUCGGAAUGGUGGGGUCUCUACGUGACAAUAAGACACUCCUACAUGUGUUUCUCUGUGUCCUGAGUGUGCUCCUGGUGCUGCAGGCCAUUGCCUUAAUCAUCGCUCUAGUCUUUGGAAACAAGACGGCAGCAGUUUUCCAGAGCAGCAUAAGAGAGGGCAUCAAGCAUUAUUAUGAUGACCUGGAUUUUAAGAACAUUCUGGACUUUGUUCAAGAAAAGCUUUCCUGUUGUGGGGGAGAUGAGUACAAAGACUGGGCCGUGAACCAUUAUCAUUCCUGUAAUGGGACGGGUCCACUGUCUUGUGGAGUGCCUUACACCUGCUGUAUCAACAAGAAGGAAGCUGGGGCAGUUGUUAAUACACUCUGCGGAUACAAGACUCUGGAUAAAGAGCGUUUGGAGGUUAAUGAUAUCAUCUAUGUACGCGGCUGUAUUCAUGCAGUGAAUCUCUGGUUUGGGGACAACAUUGGAAUUUCCUUCAGCUUGUGCUGUGCAGUGGUGCUCCCACAGCUGUUUGGCAUUAUCAUGUCUUGCCUAUUCUGGAGCAAACUGAAGGAAAUGAGCGAGUCUACAGACGCAGUGGACUUCAGGAUCAGAGGCCUGGGAGAAUACAACUUCAGCGAGUUGGACCUGUCUGGUGCUGGCUGGUGCCUCUGCCUUCCACGAGAUGGUGGCUAUCUCCCUGUCCCUGAGGCAGAGCCUUGGGAUCAGAAAUGCGAAGAUCUGCCAAUUGAAACUGCUCCUGCUCCCACUCCCAGGAAGCCACUAGAAAGCAGCGGGAAUUUACAUUUGUAUCAGGGGUUUGAUGAAAUCGACCAGGCCUUUUAGAAUCUCUGUGUUGAAUUCACUUUUUUUAUUGUUUAUCCUUCUGUUUUAGUGGCCAAACUUUUGUAACCCAAAGGUAUUUCCUUCAUUGAAGAUCUGAAGUGUUAUUCUUUUUUGAAAUCUCCUUCAACAUUUAAUGUUUUUUGGAAACAUGAAAGCCAGUCAGCAAAUGUGUUAAGGCUGGCCUCCUGUGUCCUUUACCUUUCACGCUGGCCACACUGGGGGAUUUCUUGAUCAAUAUGCUAAGAAAAGGUCAUCCCCAUUUACGUGAAGAUGUCAGGGACAAACCGCCUCGGGUCUAACAGUGUUUUGUCUUAAAUUUGGGUCAACUAAUGCACUUCAUUAGCUGCACUAAAAAUGUCUUUGCUGUUUUUGUACAUUUGAAAUGGAGGACCAAUCCUGCUUAGUAAGCAGAUGGUGGACAUCAUUUGACUUGCGUGUGAGUGUGUGUGUGUGUGUGUGUGUGUGUGUAUGGCUGUAUAUAGUGUGUGUUAUCCUCAGGUGCAAGGGUCUAGAACAGAUCCCUGAUGAACUCUAAUACUAACACACAUUUGCUGCUUUUUCAGUUAAAAAAAAAAAAAAACUAUUUUUCUUUGUUCUUUUUAUAUGACUGUUUUGGUAUGGCGCCUGACAAUUGCGAUGAAUUUAUUUUAGUUUAUUUUUUGGUUAUUUAAAAACCAAUGAAACUGUGAUAUUUAGAAGUCAGACAUUUAUGGGACUAAUUGCAUGCCAUCUGACAGUUCUGAAUAUUCAGGUGACUCGUUUUUUAUUUCAUUUACUUGAAUAGAAGCCUUGGUCUUCUUAAAUAAAGCAGCAACUUGUCCUGCA
Molecule: messenger RNA, 2242 nt
Organism: Erpetoichthys calabaricus (reedfish)
Lineage: Eukaryota; Metazoa; Chordata; Cladistia; Polypteriformes; Polypteridae
Exons: 8
Coding region: 368-1417 (349 amino acids)
Cellular component (GO): membrane
Source: RefSeq, a predicted model, not a curated record